UGACAUCCAUCCCACGUUACGUCAGACGGAAAAGAAACAAGACGAACAAUUCCCCUUACCUCCUCAAGCACACUCACCUAACAUCGUAUUUGUACAACGUGAUAGCAGAUCGUCUGCAGGAUGCAUUCACCACCCAUGUCUGAUCUGUCAUCAUCACCAAUGCGCUGUCCCUGCUUUCCUUUUUUUCUUCUUUUUUUUAUUACUCCACAUAGGUAAGAACUGGUACCAGUACUUGUCGUUCUCGGCUAGGGGAAGAAGAGCAGGAUUUGACUUUUCAAAGUGCGGGUUUCCUUUUGCUUUUUAUUACUAUUGCUUUCGGCCGGCUAUUCCCCACCAAUCGAAUGCAUUUCUCGGAAGAGGAGAGAGGCCGGAACGCGAAUUGAACAUGCCGUGGGGUGACCGGGAACUACUUGUCUCGAUUGUUUUCGUCUGCAGUCUUCAGGAUGGGCAGUACUUCAUGGACGUCAUGAGAAUUCGCUACUCGCGGCUGUGAAGUUAUGCGGGUGUCUUGUCCUCUUUUUCUCAUCUUUCUUGGUCGAGGUUUGGGGUUUGGAGUAUGGGCUUACAUUCCGGUCCCCGGACUUUUUGCCCUAGAUCAUAUUUUGAUGCGGGUAGAUGGGGUACAGCAAACUUGCUUUUUCUUCCAUGGGAAUAUGCAGGCUAUCCAUUCGUAG
Periconia digitata is the source of this 674-nucleotide messenger RNA. The record is from the annotation of a GenBank genome assembly. NCBI's taxonomy places the organism in Eukaryota, Fungi, Ascomycota, Dothideomycetes, Pleosporales, Periconiaceae.